GUCUCCCAGACAGUGGCUCAGCCUUCAGGACUCUCUUCCAGCAUGGCCGAAGACACCUAUUCACACAAGAGGGUAACAACAAAUCAUAGGCGCUGUCGCACAAAAUUCACAGAAGAACAAUUGAAAAUCCUCAUCGAUACCUUCAAUCAAAAGCCUUACCCAGGUUAUGCUACCAAACAAAAACUUGCUUUAGAAAUCAAUACAGAAGAGUCCAGAAUCCAGAUUUGGUUUCAGAAUCGAAGAGCUAGGCACGGAUUCCAGAAAAGACCAGAAGCUGAGACUUUAGAAUCAAGCCAGAGCCAGGGGCAAGGUCAACCUGGUGUGCAGUUUCAAAGUAGAGAAGCCAGACGAUGUCGUACUACCUACAGCGCCUCUCAGUUACACACUCUCAUCAAGGCAUUUAUGAAAAACCCAUACCCUGGGAUUGAUUCCAGAGAAGAACUUGCUAAAGAAAUCGGUGUUCCGGAGUCAAGAGUCCAAAUUUGGUUCCAAAAUCGAAGAUCUAGAUUACUUCUCCAGAGAAAAAGGGAAGCUGUGGCAUCCUUAGAACAAGAAGAGCAGGGCAAGAUUCCUGAGGGACUACAAGGUACAGAAGAUACACAAAAUGGCACCAACUUCACUAGUGACUCUCAUUUGUCUGGAGCCAGAAUGUGGUGAACAUAGUCAAAUUGAGUGUACUUGAUAUUAUCAACUGGGCCCCAAAUCUGUCUCACGGUCUUCCUGGGAGUCUAUCCUUCUGCUGAAACUGCAAGCUAAGCCUUCUGCAGAUGGUAAAGGACUUGGCCAGAUGUGGUGGCUCACACUUGUAAUCCCACUACUUUGGGAGGCCAAGGCAGGAAGAUUUCUUGAGCUCAGGAGUUUGAAACCAGCCUGGACAGCAUAUAGUAAGACUCUGCUUCUAUUAUAAAAAAACAAAAUAAAUGAAAAGGACUGUAGGAGGCAGAGAUGGGUACAGGGGGUACCACACUACCCUGUUGACACAGCCUAGAUCCAGAGUUCAGCGGACCUUGAGACAAUGAAAAUAAACUUGGUAAUCAUCUUUUUUCAA
Messenger RNA from Pongo pygmaeus (Bornean orangutan), 1048 nucleotides. RefSeq names its product double homeobox A (gene DUXA). Gene Ontology annotation, cellular component: nucleus. Gene Ontology annotation, molecular function: RNA polymerase II transcription regulatory region sequence-specific DNA binding; DNA-binding transcription factor activity, RNA polymerase II-specific. The coding region runs from base 43 to 657 and encodes 204 amino acids. The record is from RefSeq and is a predicted model, not a curated record. Gene Ontology annotation, biological process: regulation of transcription by RNA polymerase II. The transcript is spliced from 6 exons. Lineage: Eukaryota; Metazoa; Chordata; Mammalia; Primates; Hominidae.